GGUACACAGGAAGUGAAGUAGUUCGUGUUUUGGUUGUGCGCAGAAAGAAGAAGUGGGAACCACAGAUGAGACGACAGAAGGACAACUCACGUUAGCUGCUCGAGUCUGGUCGAAGCCCGUUACCCUUUCCCCUCGCUCGAACCACGGGACCGGCGGGAGACCGGCGGGAGACACGGAGCAGAGCAUGACGUCUGUACGGAAACGACAAGGCAACGAGCCGCACCGGACCAGACCACAGAGCCCCCCCGGUGGCUUGAAGGACGAUGUGCCGCGGAAGAAGAGGCCGCACUUCCACUUGGACCUGUGGUUCUGUCUGACUCUGCAGAACUGGAUACUGGACUUCGGGAGGCCCAUUGUCAUGAUCGUCCUUCCUCUGGAAUGGUUUCCCCUGAACAAGCCCAGUGCUGGAGACUACUUCCACAUGGCCUACAAUGUCAUAACACCGUUCCUAAUGCUCAAGCUGAUCGAGCGCUGUCCCAGUGCGCCGCCUCGCUCGGCGGUCUACCUCUGCAUCAUCACCUUCGUCAUGGGAGCCAGCAUCCACCUGGUGGGAGACUCCAUCAACCACCGGCUCAUCCUGAGCGGCUACCAGCUCCACCUGUCCGUCAGAGACAACCCCAUCAUCAAGGACCUCAAACCCGCCUCACUGAUCGACUCCUUUGAGCUGCUGUACUACUACGACGAGCAGCUGGGACACCUGAUGUGGUAUAUUCCUUUCUUCAUCAUCCUGUUCAUCUACUUCACCGGCUGCUUCACCGAGGCAGAAGAACAGAAGAAGGUUCCCGUAUCUGGUUGGGUGUUGCUGGGACCCAGCGCGCUCUACUACUGGUACUUGGUCACCGAAGGACAAAUCACGGAACUUUUCCUCCUCACCUUCCUUGCCAUGGUUGCCACGGUGAUCCGUCAGCGCCGCAAAGGCCUCGGCCUGGACGGCAACGGCCUGUUCCUGUUCUGCAGUUUCAGUGCCACUCUGCUCCUGGUGGCGCUGUGGGUGGCGUUCCUGUGGAACGACCCCGUGCUACGCAACAAGUACCCCGGACUCGUUUAUGUGCCUGAGCCCUGGUCCUACUACACGUUACAUAUCAAGGAUAACCACUGACGCACACCAGAUUUCCUGCGACACAGACAACGGUUGCACUCGAUUGCCCAACAUUGUUGAUGUCAGGAGACAAACUCUCAAGCCGGCAGAACAUUGUACUGUUGCACGCAGACUUUAACAAGUUGGAACUGUGGUGUCGGGUGGAAAGUUGCCCUGUUUGCCUCACUUUUACUCAUGCAAUCAAAUCUGCCGUUCCCUGCUCAGAUGAGAGACAUUGACACGCGUGGUAGAGCAGGUCAGGACUGCCCAUCGUACGAUGAUGUGUUUUUAUCAACGUGUGUUAGUUUUUGUUUAGUAAUUGAAGAUUUAAAAACCAGGUUUGGGAUUAACAGCCAAAAAGGCUAAAGUGAGCUGUUCAAGUCGAGAGGAAACAAAUAGUUUGGGAUCAAACUAAUGUCCAUUUUUUUUAAAUUUUAGAAUACACCAAAUAUUUUAUUGAAUCAUCUGUAAUUCAUGAAUAAAUAAAAAAAAAAAAAUCACACUGUUCAA
Messenger RNA from Scophthalmus maximus (turbot), 1588 nucleotides. RefSeq names its product ceroid-lipofuscinosis neuronal protein 6. Lineage: Eukaryota; Metazoa; Chordata; Actinopteri; Pleuronectiformes; Scophthalmidae. The record is from RefSeq and is a predicted model, not a curated record. The coding region runs from base 185 to 1099 and encodes 304 amino acids. The transcript has 8 exons.